ACACUACAAAUCUAUUACAUUUAUUGAGGAAAUGUCACUUCUUGUACGCAAUUUGGGAAGGAUUGUUUCUCGAUCAAAUCGUAUUCUUAGUCAGAAACGAUGCAUCCAAACAUCAACAGCAGCAUCAGGGGGAGGCGGGGAAUACAGCGAGCUUAGUGACUACAAUCUCUACCUCUGGGAUAGGCCCUCUGGAUUUGAGGACGGCCCUCGUCCCCACAAGGAGUAUGCGUGGGAGAGAAUGGCAAAUGCCACCGAUAUUGAAGACUACUACAUCGCAAUGAGUAUUGGAAUUCUCCUGGCCUUGUGCUAUGGACUCUUUAAAUCUCAACGAAAAUUAGUGGGCGGAGACGAGGUUGUGAAACUAGCAGAGGAGCGGAUAGCUAGUGGAAUUCUCGUAGAUUUGUUCCCCGAUCAGAAGGAACAUAAAAUAUACGUCAACAACCGAGAAAUGUUCCCUGAUCACGACCCCCAUACCUACGAUCCUACUGCAGACAGGGACUAUUUCUGGAUCCAAUAAGAAUAUAUUAUUUAUUUUUCAAUAAUAUAUUGAAAAUGAACAUUGAUGAUAUAUAUGUUGAUUUAGCUAAAGUUUUCCGAUAAGUUGUUGGCUGAUUUGAAGCUCAAUUAAUGUGAUAUUUUGAACCGGGCUGAUUCACUGAAGGAGUUGGGCUCUAUUUAUUAUUAAACACUACUUUAGAUUAGUGCCUGAAGAGUGAUCUUCUAUUCGGUAGUUAAAAGCUUAAAUUAUUGGUGAGAAGUGUUAGUGGUUGAAUGAGAGUUGCGAUAGUAUCUGUAAAUAUUUUCCUUCGUAACUAAUCUUUGAGGGAAAAUUAAAGGAUUUAUAUAUGUCUCCCAAUUAAAACUAGAGUAUAACACAUCAAAAGUUCCUUUCCUAUUAUGAUUUUUACGAUUUUUGAAAACUUGUUCAAAUGAUGCAGUUUUGCAUCCGACGUUAACUGUUAGGGUUUCAUCACCAAUUCGCCAUUUCCAUCCUUUUCUCGAAUUAGUGUGGAA
This is a messenger RNA of Bolinopsis microptera, 1014 nucleotides long. RefSeq lists its product as uncharacterized. NCBI's taxonomy places the organism in Eukaryota, Metazoa, Ctenophora, Tentaculata, Lobata, Bolinopsidae. The transcript is spliced from 5 exons. The record is from RefSeq and is a predicted model, not a curated record. The coding region runs from base 32 to 517 and encodes 161 amino acids.